Molecule: messenger RNA, 1161 nt
Organism: Glarea lozoyensis ATCC 20868
Lineage: Eukaryota; Fungi; Ascomycota; Leotiomycetes; Helotiales; Helotiaceae
Product: P-loop containing nucleoside triphosphate hydrolase
Exons: 4
Coding region: 1-1161 (386 amino acids)
Biological process (GO): cytoskeleton-dependent cytokinesis
Cellular component (GO): septin complex; cell division site; septin ring
Molecular function (GO): GTP binding; molecular adaptor activity; GTPase activity
Source: RefSeq, a predicted model, not a curated record
AUGGCUCCUCCCGCCGCGGAAAGCGCGUCCCCAAUUGGUAUUGCCAAUUUACCAAACCAGCGACACAAGAUUGUCGCAAAGAGAGGAGCUGCUUUCACUAUUAUGGUUGCUGGCGAAUCUGGACUUGGAAAAACUACCUUCAUCAACACCCUCUUCUCCACCACGAUCAAGAACUACGCAGAUCACAAGCGCAGACAUGCGAAACAAGUAGACAAAACUGUUGAGAUCGAAAUUACCAAAGCUGAGCUGGAGGAGAAAUUCUUCAAAGUCCGCCUCACCGUUAUUGAUACCCCAGGUUUUGGAGACUAUGUCAACAACCGCGACUCAUGGAUGCCAAUUAUCGAGUUCUUAGACGAUCAGCAUGAGUCAUAUAUGUUGCAAGAGCAGCAACCGCGCCGUGUUGACAAAAUCGAUCUUCGUGUUCACGCAUGCCUGUACUUUAUUAGACCUACCGGACACACGUUGAAGCCAUUAGAUAUUGAGGUCAUGAAGAGAUUGAGCUCCAGAGUGAACUUGAUUCCAGUUGUUGCAAAGGCAGAUACCCUCAGUCCAGCGGACCUGGCCAGAUUCAAGCAAAGAAUCCGAGCUGUCAUCGAGGCACAAGGUAUCAAGAUUUAUACACCACCAGUCGAGGAAGACGAUGAAGCUGCUGCACAACACGCGCGCCUUUUGACAACUGCUAUGCCAUUUGCUGUUAUUGGCUCUGAGAAGGAUGUUAAGACUAGCGAUGGGCGUAUCGUCAAGGGUCGUCAAUACUCCUGGGGUGUAGCCGAAGUUGAAAACGAGGACCACUGCGAUUUCAAGAAACUCCGAUCCAUCCUCAUCCGAACACACAUGCUCGACCUCAUCCACACCACCGAAGAAGCACACUACGAGGCCUACCGCGCCCAGCAGAUGGAAACCCGUAAAUUCGGCGAGGCACGCCCAAGAAAACUCGACAACCCCAAAUUCAAAGAAGAGGAGGAGAGUCUCCGAAAGCGCUUCACCGAGCAAGUCAAGAUCGAAGAGCACCGAUUCAGACAGUGGGAGCAGAAACUCAUCAGCGAACGUGACCGCCUGAACAAGGAUCUGGAGAGCACCCACGCGGCCAUCAAAUCCCUGGAGCAGGAGCUCGAAGGCAUGCAGGGAAGCGCAGCAGCACGAAGCCACGGUCGUCGUUAA